Messenger RNA from Eutrema salsugineum, 93 nucleotides. RefSeq lists its product as uncharacterized. The record is from RefSeq and is a predicted model, not a curated record. The transcript is spliced from 2 exons. The annotation marks the transcript as partial. Lineage: Eukaryota; Viridiplantae; Streptophyta; Magnoliopsida; Brassicales; Brassicaceae.
ACGAGAAUUGAAGGUUUAUCUUGUGUUGAGGUUUCAGAAAGAUUAGGCUGUGGUUAGAGGAGGAAGAAGGAGCCGCCACGUGGGGUUAUAUGA